Messenger RNA from Didymosphaeria variabile, 1230 nucleotides. RefSeq lists its product as uncharacterized. Bases 1 to 1230 code for a protein of 409 amino acids. The transcript has 2 exons. NCBI's taxonomy places the organism in Eukaryota, Fungi, Ascomycota, Dothideomycetes, Pleosporales, Didymosphaeriaceae. Gene Ontology annotation, molecular function: protein binding. The record is from RefSeq and is a predicted model, not a curated record.
AUGCACUACGCCAACCUUUGCACCCUUUUCGUUCUGGUGGCAUUGCGCACCCCUGCCUCUGCUCUUCCAAGAUCAAAGGCUGGGUGUCAAAAUGCUGCAACUGGCAAGGCGGUCUAUGUCAUCACGAACGCUGCACAGAACGCCAUCGCUGCUAUGCCAAUUAGUGCCAAAGGCACCCUGGGCAAUGCGACGAUUACUUCUACGUCAGGGCAGGGAUCUGUCGCUCUCGAUGCGGACGGCAAGCCAGCAACACCUGAUGCGCUUGUGGGACAGUCGGCCUUGACCAUUGCAGGCCAGCACAUCUUCACCGUUAAUGCGGGGUCGAACACCGUCUCCAUGCUUGCUAUCUCACCGAACGAUCCACUGAAACUGCAGAUGGUCGGCCAGCCGGCUGCAGUUCCUGGAACCUUCCCCAAUACCGUUGCCGCAUCCGUCAAGAACUCUAUGGUCUGCGUUGCGACUUCUGGAUCACAAGCCGGCGUCUCCUGCGGCAUGUUUGACGCCGUGAAUGGCAUCGGCGAAAUGACUCCCAUCGGUACCUUCGACCUCAACCAAUCUGAUCCGCCCGUUGGCCCGACCAACACCGUCUCUCACACGUUCUUCUCCGCCGACGAGUCAAUGCUCUUCACCACCGUGAAAGGGGAUCCUGCUGUCAACAACACCGGUUUCCUCAGCGUUGUUCCUGUUCAGAUGAGUAAGAAUGGCGAUUGCUCAUCAAUGGUCGGAAAAGAGACACGUUCUAGUCCCAACGGCACUGCCGUGCUCUUCGGCUCCACCCCAAUUCCAGGCGCCAAUCCUCCCCAGAUCUUCGCCACCGAUGCAUCCUUCGGCGCCGCCAUUCUCUCUGUCGAUGGCUCUUCCCAGACCACCACUCUCGCGAGCCAAGCAAUCGACGGACAAAAAGCUACCUGCUGGUCUACAAUCUCUUCGGUGACAAACAGCGCCUUCGUCACUGACGUUGGCGUGAACCACAUCGUCGAAAUGAGUCUCAAGGACGCGAGCAUCAUUGGGCAGAUCGACCUAAGCCAGCAACAAGCGAGUGCGGCCGAUCCAGGCCUGAUCGACCUGAAGGCUUCGGGCAACUUUUUGUACGCUCUUAGCCCCGGUAAUGGAACGAGCCAGGCUGCAAUCAGUGUGUUGAACGUCAAGAGCAAACAACUGGUACAGCACGCUGAGCUUGGCGCCAUCGGCGUCGGAUCGACGGCACAGGGAAUGGCAGUGUUGGCCUAA